Mus caroli (Ryukyu mouse) is the source of this 2934-nucleotide messenger RNA. RefSeq names its product tRNA methyltransferase 6 non-catalytic subunit (gene Trmt6). Gene Ontology annotation, cellular component: nucleus; tRNA (m1A) methyltransferase complex. The record is from RefSeq and is a predicted model, not a curated record. Gene Ontology annotation, biological process: tRNA methylation. NCBI's taxonomy places the organism in Eukaryota, Metazoa, Chordata, Mammalia, Rodentia, Muridae.
GGAAAGCGGAAGCGGCGUGCAGCACGUGGGGGCGGUGCCGGCGGAGGCGCAGGUCCCUCCUGGUAGUGCUGGGCUCCUAGCGGCUGGAGCAAGAACGGAGGUUGAAAUCUGCCUGGCUUCCAUGGAGGCAUCAGCAGCGGAGCAGCCGAGCUCACCGCCCCGGCAUCUCGGGGACCACUGCAUCCAUGACGGCGACUUCGUGGUGCUGAAGCGAGAAGAUGUGUUCAAAGCAGUGCAAGUCCAGCGGAGAAAAAAAGUAACUUUUGAAAAACAGUGGUUCUACCUGGAUAACGCCAUCGGCCAUAGUUACGGCUCAACAUUUGACGUGAGCGGUGAAGGCAGUCUUCAGCUCAGGAAGAAGCUGGAAGAGCCCAUGUCAGAGACCAAAGAAGCAGGCACUGAUAAUCGAAAUAUAGUUGAUGAUGGAAAGUCCCAGAAACUUACUCAAGAUGAUAUAAAAGCUCUGAAAGACAAGGGCAUUAAAGGAGAGGAAAUAGUUCAGCAGCUAAUUGAAAAUAGUACAACAUUCCGUGACAAGACAGAAUUUGCCCAAGAUAAAUAUAUUAAAAAGAAGAAGAAAAAAUAUGAAGCCAUCGUUACUAUCUUGAAGCCAUCUACCCGUAUUCUUUCAAUUAUGUAUUAUGCCAGAGAGCCUGGAAAAAUUAAGUACGCUUUGUUUCCUUUCAAAGUAUAAUUGGGGGAAAUAUGUCUUUAAGCGAGUCAUGAUUUUAAGUAAAAUGAAACGCUUGCUCACCUGCAUAAAGUGCCCUCCUUCCUCAUAAAUUCCACAUGAGAUAUGAUACACUAGCCCAGAUGUUGACGUUGGGAAAUAUCCGUGCUGGCAAUAAAAUGAUUGUCAUGGAAACGUGCUCGGGCUUGGUGCUAGGUGCCAUGAUGGAACGAAUGGGAGGCUUUGGCUCCAUUAUUCAGCUGUAUCCUGGAGAUGGACCCGUUCGGGCGGCAACAGCUUGUUUUGGAUUUCCCAAAUCUUUCCUCAGCGGUCUUCACGAGUUCCCUCUCAACAAAGUAAACAGUCUCCUCAACGGGACAUUUUCUGCUGAGAUGCUGUCCUCCGAGCCUAAAGACAGCACUCCAGUUGAAGAAAGCAACGGUGAGCUUGAGGGGAAACAGACUGCUGAACAAGCGGAUGAAGACAACAUUGUGGAUGCCGCAGAAAACAACGCAGGAGAACAGAGGCCAAUGGAGAUUGUUCCUGGGGACCCAGAGAAUAAGGAGCCCAAAGAAAAAAGAAGCAAAAGAGAUUAUAUUCAGGAAAAGCAAAGGAGACAAGAAGAACAGAGGAAAAGACAUCUGGAGGCUGCUGCUCUGCUGGGAGAAAGAAAUGCAGAUGGUUUGAUUGUGGCCAGUCGUUUCCACCCCACGCCCCUGCUGCUGUCUUUGCUGGACUUUGUAGCCCCGUCAAGGCCGUUUGUGGUCUACUGUCAGUAUAAAGAGCCUUUGUUGGAAUGCUACACAAAACUUCGGGAGAGGGGAGGAGUCAUUAACCUGAGGUUGUCUGAAACCUGGCUCAGAAAUUACCAGGUUCUGCCAGAUCGAAGUCAUCCCAAAUUGUUGAUGAGUGGCGGUGGAGGGUACCUUCUGUCGGGGUUCACUGUUGUCUCAGACAGCCUUCGAGCAGACCCCAGCUUCAAGUCCUGCACAGGCGCUUUAGACCCACACAAGGCUGAGGAGCCAGCAGCUAAAAAACAGAAAUGCAUGGAAUCUGCCUCUUAACUCUUAGGAGAUUAAUGUUGGUUCCGAGGCAUUCUGCAGCUGGUAAUUACACUGUAAGUGUCAUCGCUAAAAUGUUUUCCUGUCCUAAGAGUGUGUGUACACCUGUUCCUGGGAAGAAGUAAGCCUUUCGUUGCAGAAGGAUUAGUCAGGACUGCAACUCUGAUGGACAGUAAUGGAUUGGUACAGCAGUCCUGUAUCACAGCAGACUCAGUACUUAAAGGAUUUGCAGAUUCCUUGGGAAUGUCAACACCUUGAUAAUGUUGAUGUGUAAGUCUUUGUUUAUAUUUUAAGCAAAGAUGAUAAUACAAACUAGCCACAACAUGGUGAGCAGUGAAAGGAAAUUUCCUCUCCUCCACUCUUCCUCCUAAGCAAUAUGGAUGUGUGUGCCUGUGAGAUUUACAGUACCAAAACGUCUACCCUGUGCCCUGCAAUGGAAGAAGCUUUUUUUUAGAUACUAGAUUUUGUUAUUUUAAUAGUCAACGGCCUGAAGAAGAUCCAGGUAUUUCUUUUCUUGCCUCUCCCUUUUUGGUACAUUGAAAGGGUGGUGGGUGCUCCUUUGCGGUGAAAGCGGCUCCUCUGUUCUGGGUGAAGUGAUUGGAACUUCUGUGUACUAUUAAACAAUUGGGUUUUUCUCUCUCUCUAGACACAGACACACAGAAACCUGUAUCAGUGUUGGUAUAUAUACAUACACAUAGAUGUAUCUAUAUGUCAGCAUGGACAGAAUGUACUACCUGUGGUGGGACAGAGAAGGAAUACACGUUUAUUUGAACUGUGGUAAAGACUUGUGCAGGACAGAGCAGUUCUUGGUGUGUUGCUGUUACUCCUUGUCAAGUAUGUUUCAAGUGCCUUCUGGGGAUUUCUCACACUGGUCUGUACACGUCUGCUGGUGUGAGGUGGGUGUCCUUUAUCUGCUCUGAAAGAAGUGUAAUCAGAUUCCUUAACCAUCUCCAUUGUAAGGAAUAAAAAUGUCUAGAGUAAUUGAAGGCUCUUGUUCCCUUGAGAGUCUUGUCCUGUUCACUAGGACUUGUGCGGUGUUCUUGUCAUCAUAGAAGCCUGGCCAGCGUGGAGCAUCUUGGAAGAUAAAAAUGCUUUCCUAAUAGCUUGUGCUGUUCUGAUAAAGGCUGCUGAACUUUGGUUUUUAUUCCUUUUUCUCUAAACAAUUGCUUUUAAAGAAUAAAAUUUUCCUACUCUGAGCCAUAA